CACCAUUCAUUCCUGCGAUCAGCGUCCUGUAGUGCGCGUCUGGCUCUCUUCUCAUCCUCUCCGCCUGAUUUUUCACUCGUCUUGAGGAUGCUGUGCGGAAUCAAACACUCAUUCGUCUUCUGCAUCAGUCGUGCAGCGUUUCCUCGCGGAUGCUGAAUAUCAGGUUCUAUGUCAAGACAUUUCUAAAUCUGUUGUUGUUUACCCACCUUGACAUGUUGAAGACAACUCCUGAUGUCAUCUUCUCAAAAUCAGUAUCUCACAUAACAGUGUGAAAGAUGUCAAUACUUACUUUAGCUUUAAGUUUGAAAGCGGUGAGAGCUCCAGACCUCAAGGGAGGAUCAACAAGACUCUACAUGAAAGCUUGAGAACACAUGAACCUUCAGGAAACAUGAGUGUGAAUGAUGAACACACCAGACCCUUCGGGACCAGCAAUAAAGAUGGCUGUAAGGAAAUCAGGAACAACAACAGACAUACUGAAGAUUCCCUAGAUGGUGAUGCCAAUGCUAAUGAAAUCCAAAGAGGAGAUAAAGGAACAACUUUGGAGUCAACUGAAACCCUGUCCUCUGUGGUAUCUCACACUGAGGAACAGGUGAAGAUGAUUAUCCAGGGCACAGAUUCCCCAUGUGAUGACCCAGAGUUAGCUGAGUUUGAGAUGCUGGAAAGUCAGGAACUAGUGGAUGACGAAGAGAGCAGUAUUCCUAAAGGAGAUGUCAGGGGUGCUCUAUCCACCAAUAUGAUGCAGACUGAAGCAAUGUCUCCGAAGGUAGAAGGUAAAAGGUUCUCCCAGUUCAUUUCAAAGGAGCAAGAGUCUACUGUUUGUCCUAAGUCCACUAGCAAAGAAAUGGUGACCAGCAUAGCAAGGACUGUGUUUAGCUCUGAAAAUGAUGUUUUUGUCUCUUGCCUCUCCACAAUGUCUAGUCUUGGAGGAAGUCUUGCUAGUGCCCUGGACAAUGCAGGUCGAACCCAAAGCUCUGAUUCGUGGCAUGCUCCCUCAGGGCCAUACCGAACUCUCUCUGAGGACCUUACCCUUGCCUCACAGUCCUGUUUAACUAUUUCAGAUAAAAGUCGGAGCUCUGUACAUACUGAUGGCAUGCAUCAUCAAGCAGGAAAAAGUACAAUGCACAUCUACAGUGUUGAUCUCAAUCUUAACUCUACCACAUUGCCUGAGGAACCCCUUUUAGAAGCACAAGAAAACCAACCAGCUACAGACUUUGUAAUAUACGAGAACUCAGGUCAACUGACAAAUGGCAUGAGUGAUUGUAGCAUUGCAAGGAUCAAGAAGGUCCCUAAUGAAUCAGGAAGUACCAGUCAGGACAAUCUAGGAGAAUCUGGAAUUCAUGUAAAGGAGUACCAUGGAACAGAAGACAAGGCUCCAACUUUAAAAACAAUAUCAACUGAGAAGAAACAUUGCCAACAUCUUGUCUCAGAAAACACACAGUCUGCUUCACAGAACAGAAGGUUCUCUCAUGAUUCCGCCGCUGAAUCUCAUAAAAUUGCUCUUAAAACCUCAAAACUAACCUCAAAGGAUACACCUGUGCACUCUGGUGGUUCUGAACCCCAACCAUAUAAGAAGCAAUCUUCUUUUGAAAAGACCCGAAGUUCUAGUGCAUCAAGUUUGGAAAGGCGAAGACCUUGGGGCAGCCCAUCUCGCCCUGAGACCCCUCCAUCCCCUAAGACCACCUGUUCACCUCGGAAACAGCCUCCUUCAUCACCAGCCAAACCUAUUAGCACAAGAGAAGCAAGUCAGGAACGAAAUGAAACCUUACAGAGGGAAACAACUGGUUUGAGGCAACCAAGUAAAAGUUUUCUCGGUAGUAGUAGCAGUCUCCCAAAACCUGCUGUUCCUCAACAACCCACUAGAGCUGAGUUUGAAUCUAAGAAGUCUUCUCCACCUCAGAAGCCCAAAAAUGUUCGACCAAAAAUCAUAACAUAUGUCCGCAAAAGCCCUCAAGCUAAACCAAUGUCUGAAGGUCCCUAUGAAGUAUCGACGUUACCGCCAAGACUUACACCUUACAGUAGCUUACCAACCUCAAAAGAGUCUAAGGCCGAGGGGUCCAGAGGUUCACCUGUGCUGAGCUCCUCUAAUAUCCUUUAUGACAAGUAUCGUCAGGAAGUACAGAGGUCAGGGUACUACUCCCCUCCAGGACUGAUGGCGUCUGGGAUCAGGCCACCCAGCCACACUGUCCCCCAUAAACUGGUGGGCAAAUCAGAGAGUUUCCACGGGGAACUGCCAGAUCAAUAUUUACAGGGUGGUAGAGUGGUUCAGCUAAAUACCUAUGAUGCUGCUGCUGCCGUUUUCCGCUUUCCGAGAGCCUUAAGGCCUCAGCUUGGCCACGGAGCUGUCACUAGACAGCCUGCUACUAAGAACAGGACGGUAUUACCAGGUCAAAGGUCAGCGUCACCCCUCAGUUAUACGGCUCCAGCUGUUCAGGCCCCAAGUAGUCACCAGGAACCUGCAGUGGAUCAGAAGAGACUAGCAUUGGGUGUGGCCCCCAAAUUUAUGCUCCCCAAACCGGGUCAAUCUGGACUGCAUCCUCCCGGCUUCUCCCAUCUGCCUCCUGCUCGACUGGCCACCUUUGGCUUUGUCCGCAGUGCUAGCGUGUCUUCUGUGUCCAGCAACCAAUCGAAUGACAGCAUGCACAGUGACCCCUGCCGAUCCAACCGUCCACACAGCAGCAGUGAUGAAACUCUCCUCUCGCGCUCUCCUCUCCCUCCUGUUGAGAGCAGCAGGGAUGAAUUUACGUGA
Molecule: messenger RNA, 2746 nt
Organism: Sinocyclocheilus rhinocerous
Lineage: Eukaryota; Metazoa; Chordata; Actinopteri; Cypriniformes; Cyprinidae
Exons: 6
Coding region: 389-2746 (785 amino acids)
Cellular component (GO): cytoplasm; nucleus
Molecular function (GO): microtubule binding
Source: RefSeq, a predicted model, not a curated record